UUUAGGCAAAUUGCGUCCCCCUAAGACUAGAGGAUGUCUAUGUCAUCGGCGCUUGAAUAUAAAGUGCCAACCCGCAAUUAGCUUGUACUUGAGCCAUAGAACGUGUAUUGGAUUCAUAUAGAACUCGGCCUGUCUUGCAUAGAAUAAUGCCUAACAACCGGUAUCUGGGUACUACUACCGGACGCAGUUAUAUUUAAUCUCUAGUUGCCCCCCCUAAGCUCUCCUAACCCUUCUUCUUCCCCCGAGGAACCUGAGAGUCGACUCACCUUCAAUCUAUCAAAGAGUUUUCGAAAUGAAGUCCGCCGUUGCCGCUCUCGCCCUCUCUACGCUCGCAGCUACUGCUGCUGGGCACGCCACCUUCCAAGAGCUAUGGGUUGCUGGAAAGGAUGAACAGUCUACUUGCGCUAGACUUCCCGCAAACAAUAAUCCUGUCACUAGUGUGACCUCCAACGAUAUCCGCUGUAACGUUGGAGGCACUAAAGCUGCUGCCGCCAAGUGCACCGUAGCUGCCGGUGACACCGUGACGGUAGAGAUGCACCAGCAGCCCGGUGACCGUGACUGCUCCAGGGAAGCUCUUGGCGGAAACCACUUCGGCCCCGUCAUAGCAUACCUGAGCAAGGUGUCGGAUGCUGCUUCGGCCGACGGAUCCUCGUCUUGGUUCAAGAUCUUCGAGGUCGGCUACGACCCUGCCACCAAGACCUGGGGUAACGACAUCCUCAACAAGGGCUGCGGCAAGCAAGACGUCAAGAUCCCGUCUGACAUCGCCCCUGGCGACUACCUCCUCCGUGCCGAAACCAUAGCGCUUCACACCGCAAGUCAGGCCGGCGGCGCGCAGUUCUACAUGACCUGCUACCAAAUUACGGUCACUGGUGGAGGCUCUGCUAACCCACCUGGAGUGAAGUUCCCUGGUGCGUACAGCGCCAACGACCCUGGCAUCAAGGUCGAUAUCUGGGGCAACGGCUUCACCGAGUACAAGAUUCCCGGCCCGGCUGUGUACAAGGGUUAGGUUUCAACACCAAAGGCAAAGAGGUGCUGUUUCAAUAAGACACAGGCAUGAUCAUGGUGUCGUAGCGAGCAUUUAGUUGCAUUGUUAAUUACCUAUGUAAAGAUGUUUUUGAAGCAUUAGAUCGUGGAACAAUAUAUACUUCGUUGCCUUAAGAG
Daldinia decipiens is the source of this 1161-nucleotide messenger RNA. RefSeq names its product glycoside hydrolase family 61 protein. The coding region runs from base 293 to 1006 and encodes 237 amino acids. Lineage: Eukaryota; Fungi; Ascomycota; Sordariomycetes; Xylariales; Hypoxylaceae. The transcript is spliced from 4 exons. The record is from RefSeq and is a predicted model, not a curated record.